Molecule: messenger RNA, 537 nt
Organism: Micropterus dolomieu (smallmouth bass)
Lineage: Eukaryota; Metazoa; Chordata; Actinopteri; Centrarchiformes; Centrarchidae
Product: cytochrome c oxidase subunit 8B, mitochondrial
Exons: 2
Coding region: 121-324 (67 amino acids)
Biological process (GO): mitochondrial electron transport, cytochrome c to oxygen
Cellular component (GO): mitochondrion
Source: RefSeq, a predicted model, not a curated record
ACCCGCGCGCACGUUACGCCUGGUCCUAGAGGUAAAGUGAAAGCAAGGCAAGCAGUGUCAGUAUCGAUAGACCGUCCUGUUGGUGUUCCUGCAGUUCUUCAGCAGCACUGACCCGUGGCUAUGCCUCUGCCCACCGUUUCUCGGCUUUUCAGGAGCGCGCUGAGGACUCAGCUGGUCCCUGCGGCUAAUGUGGCGUCCAAACCUGCCAAACACAAUAUCUCUGCAGGGGAGCAGGCAAUAGCUAUGACAGCCCUGUUUGUGUCCAUCCUGGGCCCCUCCAGCUGGAUACUGGCUCACCUUGAGGACUACAAGAAGAAAGAGUAGAAGAGGAAGGAGAGCCAGGAGAAGAAGGAGAACAGAGUCUCAUUCCAGCCCAGAUGAAGAUGCUGACUAGCCCACUCUCCCUCAGGGGUCUCUCACUGAGACAAGAUGCCAGUGUUCUGCUUUCAAGUUGUUUCUGUUCUCCUGGCCUGUAAUAAUGUACAUCCCGUGCAUCUGUCAACCUCUUACCAAUAAAUACAUGUUCAUUAUAGAAAA